CAGGCAGACACGUCGUCAGUAUAGAGACUGACAAAAUGUUAACAGCAUAUCAUUACUUAUCUAAAUGUUAGAGCAGUCACUAUCUAAACCUCUCUAAGCCACAUCACUGAAAACCAAUCCUGCUCUCUACCCACCGUCGCCCCUCUCGCAACGGAGCGCCCCAGAGGAAUGGAGGGCUGGAUCACGUGAUUGCCGGUGAACUUGCCACUCCAGCCUCUGAAAGAAAAGUGUAAUUUGAAGAAAAGAGAACAAAGAAAUCAGAGAGUAUAAAAUCCCUCGGCUAGUCUGUACUUGGUCAGUGUAAAGCUCGACAGACAGGGGCGCGCUCUCUCCCCGCCUUCCCUCGCGCUCGUAUAGUAAAGUGGCCCGCGCGCAGGUGGUGCGUACCGCUCUGAAUCCGAUCAGGAUGAUGCGAUCUGCACAGCUUCUCGCUGCAGUCUUGUACUGCUUCGUGUGCAUUCAUUCUCUACCGGUACCAGACGGAAACAGCCACAAGUACAAACCUGAAGCGGACUGGCCUCAAAAGACCCAUCACCAUGGGCUGAAGAAGAGAGGCCGAUUUCAUCAUGUUCAGGAUACACUGAGUGAAGACUCUGGCAAUAAAAGAGUGCAUCCACACUCAACACUUCCCAAGAAUGAUACAGAGUUCUGGAACAGACCUCGCUGUGGAGUCCCAGACUACCCCUCACAGAAGGAAGGGAGCAUCCUUAAUUACUUAACCCACAAAGGAGGCUUACUUGGGGGCCGUAAUCGCCAAAAACGCUUUGAUUUGUUUGGAGGACGCUGGGACAAAACAGACCUCACAUACAAGAUCUUGCGGAGCCCUUGGCAGAUGAAUUUAGAGAAAGUCAGACAUGUGCUGAAAGAGGCACUGCAGGUCUGGAGCGACGUCACCCCUCUCACCUUUACUGAGGUCACCAGUGGCCGGGCGGAUAUCAUGAUUGACUUUAACAGGUACUGGCAUGGAGACAAUCUUCCUUUUGACGGCCCUGGAGGAAUUCUGGCUCAUGCCUUCUUUCCCCGAACUUACCGGGAGGGAGACAUUCACUUUGACUACGAUGAAUCUUGGACAGUGGGCAACAGUAUGGGUACUGACCUCCUCCAGGUGGCAGCUCAUGAGAUCGGUCAUGUUUUAGGAUUGCAGCACUCCAUGGCAACAGGCGCAGUGAUGUCGCCUUUCUACACUUUCUCCUACCCGCUCAAACUGAGUGAAGAUGACAAGCGAGGCAUACAGUCUUUGUAUGGCUCCAAACACACUGAUGAUAAAGUAAAGACGGAGGAGAGAACUCCCAAAAUCCCAGAAACCAAUGAGAUAGAAACCACAGUGCCUGAUGCUUGCCGAACUGACUUUGAUGCUGUAUCUAUGAUCCGAGGUGAGCUGUUUUUCUUUAAGUCGGGUUAUGUGUGGCGGAUCCGUGAUGGUAAACUCCAGACUGGAUAUCCUGCAUUGGCAUCCAGGCAUUGGAGAGGAAUCCCAGGAGACAUUGAUGCUGCGUUUGAGGACAAAUCUGGAAAUAUCUGGUUCUUCCAAGGCCAGAGUUACUGGGUUUUUGAUGCAGAGCGGCAGAUCACAGGGCCAGACUCUGUACAGCGACUGGGUCUAACAGUGAAUGACAUUCAGGCAGCCCUCAUGUGGGGAGAAGACAAGGCCCAGAAGAUCUACUUCUUCAAAAAAGGAAGCUACUGGCAAUUUAACCUGAAGGAAAACCGCGUAGACUCAGUCCAUCCUCGGAACAUGAGGGACUGGAGGGGCAUACCGGAUGACAUUGACGCUGCUUUCCUGGACCAAUUCGGCUUCGCUCAUUUCUUGAGAGGGAAGCAGUACUGGAAGUUCGACCCAGUGGAAGUGAGGGUGCUGGAGGGAUACCCACGAUAUAUUGGCAUGGAUUUCUUUGAUUGUUCUGCAGCCCUGUAUCGAUGAGUCAUGGGUACAACUAGACGUAAUUUUUUCCAAAUGUAUUGCUGAUCUUUGUCCCACACCUAGUGCAACUAGUAGUCCCACAGGCAGUUUCCACAUGUUUAACUCUGAACCAGUCUAGUUCUAGUAUUUUUGUUUAUAUCAGGUAAAGUGUCAGAUGUACAGUCUCUGUAGGUUUCAAGUAGAUACUGUUUAUCUACUCAGUGACUCAAGAUGCUACAUCUGUGCCACUUAACCAUAUAAUGAAUAACUGUUGCUGGAUCUUCUCAUCCGCAAAACAAUGACUCUCAUUUUCUCAGGAAAAGCAGGAAAUUCUGGCCUUAAAAUAUUUUGUGUAUUUGAUUAUUUAUUAUUUGUAUAUUUUUUUGGCAGUAUUGAUAGUGUUAGGAAAACAUAACAGCCAUUCUUUUUGAGAAACACCAUAUUAGGCUAUGCUGUUGAAUACCACAGAAGAUCAUUUUGUCCUUAAACACACGCAAAAAUUGCAUUAACCAUAAUGCACUUACAGUGGAAGUCUAUGAGGCAAGUAAUUAAAAGCAAAAUUUUUUUUUUUUUUUUUGAAGAUCACAUUAAUACAAUAGUAAUUCUUCCAUAAAAAUGUGCUAUGUGAGUCGUAAAGUUUGUUCUUUUAGAAGUGUGAAUACUGUUCUAGCUGAAAGAACUGGUAUUUGACAGUGUUCCCAAAAAUAUUGAAAGCCUAUAUUUCAAAAUAAAAGUGCUCAAAUCUACUUACAUGAGCAGUUCUAGUUCAGAGGCAAUUUUGGUACAAAUAUAGAUGACAAAAACUUGAGGUAUACAUUUAGAUCAAAUAUUAAAGCAUCUUAGAAACAAACAACAAUUCGUUCUCAGAGCAAGAUUAACUUACCUAUUUUUUACUGAACUUUGUAGCGAUAGCUGAACAUUUUUAAUUUUGUUUGAAGCUUUAAAGGGCCUGAACUAUAAAGUGUAGAACCAUGAUGCUGUACUUUCAGCAUUUAGGGCUGUUCACACUGACUUUGAUUCAUUGUAAAUAAGAAAUCGCAAUUUGACUCGACACAAUUGACCUUUGGCAAUGGUUGUCGGUGUGAACAUCCACUUAGGCUUAACUUAAGUCUGUAAAGGACUUAUAAAGACCUGUUUUUCAAUAGUGAUAAUGUAUAUUUUACAGUGCAGGUCACUGAUGCUGUUCACGUGCUGUCUAAUUAAACUUUUUUCAUAUUGUGGCUACUUUGGAAUAUAAUCCUCAUAGCAUGAUAAUCAUGACUUUUAAUAAGAGGAAACGGUACACUUUUCAUUCACUGUUAUUAUUAUGUUUGUCAUGUAAUCAAUUCUUUCUCUUGUUAUUGUUUUUAAUGAUCAAUUUACCAUGUAAAUAUUUUGUAAAAAGAAUUGUAUUAUAUUUUCAUCUCCAAUAAAAGCCUUUGUUUAUUGUG
Cyprinus carpio (common carp) is the source of this 3330-nucleotide messenger RNA. RefSeq names its product stromelysin-3-like. Gene Ontology annotation, biological process: extracellular matrix organization; collagen catabolic process; proteolysis. Lineage: Eukaryota; Metazoa; Chordata; Actinopteri; Cypriniformes; Cyprinidae. Gene Ontology annotation, molecular function: metalloendopeptidase activity; zinc ion binding. The record is from RefSeq and is a predicted model, not a curated record. Gene Ontology annotation, cellular component: extracellular matrix.